Molecule: messenger RNA, 390 nt
Organism: Gongylonema pulchrum
Lineage: Eukaryota; Metazoa; Nematoda; Chromadorea; Rhabditida; Gongylonematidae
Source: the annotation of a GenBank genome assembly
AUGCUAAUUGCAAAUUCGGAUGAUUCAUUAAAGAAUUUUGGGAUGAGAUGCUCGAAAAGACUAGCGGACGGUGAUUUUAUUUUCCACGCUCAUCAGUUUUGGACACUUCCAUACCCGUAUUAUUUGAUGCUCGAUAAGGCUCCAGAUCUCUUCAAUGACUUGUCUUUAUCGUCGUUGAUUAUCCUUAAAGGAGAUCUGCACUACAGGAAAUUGGUUGCUUUACGAGGUUUUGCACCAGCACCGCUUCUGGUUCUCCGUACACUGAAGGCAGAGACGCAAGCAGGACUGAGUUCCACAGUGAUCGAUGAGUUACGGAAGAAAUAUGGUACCAGUAAAAGUUGGAUGGUAGUUGGCGAAUAUGGCGUUGCGCAAUUUGCUGAUGUAAACUGA